Apis dorsata (giant honeybee) is the source of this 570-nucleotide messenger RNA. RefSeq lists its product as uncharacterized. Gene Ontology annotation, biological process: response to oxidative stress. Gene Ontology annotation, molecular function: peroxidase activity; heme binding. NCBI's taxonomy places the organism in Eukaryota, Metazoa, Arthropoda, Insecta, Hymenoptera, Apidae. The coding region runs from base 175 to 543 and encodes 122 amino acids. The transcript is spliced from 4 exons. The record is from RefSeq and is a predicted model, not a curated record.
UUUCGCAGCCGUUCGAGAUAUAUCGUAUUUCACUGUUUUCGGGCCGGCCAGAUCUCUCUGUGGACACGCGUGACCUUUGUAAAAAUAGUGAUUCGUUCCUUCCUUUCGAGAGUAGAUAGAGAAGGAGAAAGAUCUCUGGCCUAGGGUUUCUCUCGUGUUGCAUCAACGUCGAACAUGGGGAGACUCGAUUCGUUCAGAUGCAGUUUGGGAUUACUGUCGAUCGUAACUUUUACGGCGCUAGUAGCGAUCGCGUCGACGACAGUUCAUCAAUUCGAUAUUUCAGAUUAUCUAUAUGGGAUAGAUCACGAUUUACAGGCAAGAGCACGUGCAGGAAUCGAGGCCGAAAGAUUUACCUAUCAAACGAAGGCUAGGUAUCAAAAUACGAAAGAUGCGCCUUGCAGAAUCAAAGGGGACAGGCCUUGCCCGCCAAACAAGUACAGGACACCUUCAGGCACUUGCAACAACGUGAGACAUCCUGUUUGGGGUGCUCGUAGCGCGCCAUUUUUGAAAAUGUUGCCACCGGCGUAUUCGGACGGUGAGUGAUAUUUAAUCGCAAGUUGAUUCAAAUAA